CUACAAUUGGUUGCAUUGAUACCAGAUUCGAAUGUCACUCUUUUACCGUAGCCUCCAGCACGCGUAUAUCUCUAAGCCAGGGAUUGUACGACCACGACGAAUCCGCACUCUCCUCACUCUAGCAGUUGAGAGCUCCUGCGACGACUCCGCCGUCGCUAUCCUCGAAACCCACAAUGUCAAAUCCUCACUCAUAGCCUCUCAAUCCCCCUCCGCCUCAUCUCCUCCGACCGCCCACCUCCACUUCAACCAUCGCAUCUCCGCCACCACCGCCAACCUCCGCGGCAUCCACCCCGUCGCCGCCGCCAUCUCUCACCAGCGCUCGCUCGCCUCUCUGCUACGAUCCGCGCUUCCCUCCCUCCCCGAUGCGCGUGAUGACGUCGAUCCUUCGAAGACGGUAUUUAUAGAUGUGGAGGGGAAGCUCAAGCAGAAAUGCAAACCGGACUUCAUCGCUGUCACCUCUGGGCCGGGGAUGAUAUCGUCUCUGACGACCGGGAUUGAGAAUGCGAAGGGGUUGGCAGUCGCUUGGGGAUUGCCGAUUGUGGGGGUGCAUCAUAUGCAGGCGCAUGCGUUGACGCCGCAGUUGGUGCACGCCUUGGAGAGUGGGCGGGCGGGGAAGCAGGUAGAGGAAGAGCAUGUCGCAGCGGGCGUGAGAGCAGCAUCGCGGUCACUUCAACCCGCAUUCCCAUUCCUUUCGCUGCUCGUGUCUGGUGGGCAUACAAUACUCGUUGACUCGAAGAACGUCACGCAGCAUCGCGUCCUUGCAAAAACAGCAGAUAAUGCUGUUGGAGACGCGCUAGAUAAGAUGGCGAGGAUGAUCCUCCCGGAGGAGAUCAUGGCUAGUGAGAAACAGCUAUCCAACUACGGGGCGAUGCUAGAGGAGUUUGUAUUUCCUGGAAGCAACCCUCUCCCGAGCGGUCAGGCUGGCGAAGAUCGUUCUUAUGACUACGGCUAUGCUCCCUCAUCCGCGGCCCGACGAGUUUCACAAUAUGGCUGGGCUCUGCCCAUACCAUUAGCAGCUAAACCUAAGAGCGAACAAUUCGCGUUUUCGUUUGCCGGCUUGAUUAGCGCGAUGGAACGGAAUGUCGACCCGGAGACGCGGCUGGUUUGGAAUGAUCAGCGGCAGAAAAAUGACCGUGUUCCGCGAACCGAAUCGCCGAGCGAGGACGAGAGACGGGAACUGGGAAAGCUGGCCAUGACAGUGACCUUUGACCAUCUUGCAAGGACGGUCAUCAUGGGAUUGGAAGCCAUGGAGGAACGGGGCGAUCGGGUGGGCACGCUCGUCGUCGCCGGAGGCGUUAGUGCGAAUCAGUUUUUGAAACAUGUGUUGAGGGUAAACUUGGACCGGGCAGGGUUCGGGAAAGUGGAGAUAGAGACACCACCGUUGGCGCUGUGUACGGAUAAUGCAGCGAUGAUUGCCUGGGCCGGGUCUCUGUUGUUCGAGGAGGGAUUUAGGGGCACGCUUGGAAUGCUGGCCAAAAGAACUUGGAGCUUGGAUGAUUACGAUGGGACCGAGGUGAACCUCAGUGUUUUUGAUGGUGCGACAGAGGCAUGAGCAUCCUUUCCAUCAGUUGGUGUUCUUGGAAUCGUUUAUACUUCAUUCUAAUACCCAUGUAUCAUAGCCCCAGAAAACGGGCCUGUGUAAAUAUGUACAACACUACUGCAUGAACACAUUGCUUCCAAACAUUGGAUGCCGUCUU
Molecule: messenger RNA, 1697 nt
Organism: Eremomyces bilateralis CBS 781.70
Lineage: Eukaryota; Fungi; Ascomycota; Dothideomycetes; Eremomycetales; Eremomycetaceae
Exons: 1
Coding region: 32-1552 (506 amino acids)
Biological process (GO): mitochondrial tRNA threonylcarbamoyladenosine modification
Cellular component (GO): mitochondrion
Source: RefSeq, a predicted model, not a curated record